AUGAUGCCCACGUUCUUCCAAGCGAUCUGUUCCACAUGCAUAGCUCUUGCGAUCUACACAGCAAGUCUAGCCAUUGACCGUCUCUUCCUCUCCCCGCUCGCCAAAUUUCCCGGCCCAGCGCUCGCCGCCGUAACCAGUUGGUACGAGGUAUUCUUUGAUGUCCUCCUUGGGGGCCAGUUCAUGUGGGAAAUCGACCGUCUCCAUGGAAAAUAUGGUCCUGUUGUGCGCAUCAACCCCCACGAACUCCAUAUCAAAGACCCGGACUACUACAAUACCCUCUACGCAGGCCCCACAAAGAGACGAGACAAGUACCUUUGGUUUCUAUCUGUCGGAGUUCCCACCUCGACCUUCGCCACUGCAGAAUCUGAUCACCACCGCUUGCGACGGGGGAUGAUUAGUCCCUUUCUCUCCAAGCAAGCUGUCAGGGACUGGAAGGGGGUUAUCAAGGGAAAGUUAGACUUGCUCUGUGAGCAUAUGAAAAAGGCGAUGAGGACUGGUGAGGCGGUGGAGUUGAAUGCUUCUUUCGUGUCGUUUGCUGUGGAUGUUGUUUCGACCUGUGCAUUUGGGGAGAGCGGAUGCUUCGAAGUGUUGAGGAGGGAAAGAUUAGAUGACAGAUGGAAGAAGGCCGUAAGCAGCACCUUUGCUCAACUCAUUCUUACGAGGCAUUUUCCUUGGUUAGUGGUUGUUUUUCGAUUCCUGCCCGUGUGGGUCAGUGCGCUGGUCGCUCCGGAGGUGCGGUAUAUAUAUUUUAUGGAGAAAGCGGUAGAGCACCAAAUACAAUACGUAUAUGCGAAGAGCAGGGAUGGCAUCAAGGAGAAUAGCAUUUUCUCGCAGCUUAUGCACAAUCACAAACUACCUCCGAAGGAGAGGACACUGCACAGACUGACUGAUGAGGCCAAAUUUCUGAUGUUUGCCGGCACUGAGGCUCCGUCUCAGGUUUUGGCCAUCACAAUGUUCCAUGUUGUUCGCUCUCCGCUGGUCUGUCGAGAUCUCCGUAGGGAACUGCAGGACAAGACUGAACAUCUACAACAUGAGCCUUGCUUGAGCGUGCUUGAAAACCUGCCGUAUCUGACCGCAGUCGUUAAAGAGGGCCUUCGUGUCUCUGCCGUUGUCACAUCACGUCUCCCGCGGAUUGCGCCUGACGAGAUGCUGGAGUUCAGGGACUGGAAGAUUCCCCCAGGGGUAUGGUAUUUAUCUCAUAUCAAUCUAGCGUCUGCUUUGCUGGCUGACGAGGCCUUGGACAAACGACAGACCCCAGUGAGCAUGUCCAACCACUUCAUUCUGCGGGAUCCUGCUAUAUUCCCUGAUCCACUGGUCUUUCAGCCUGGACGAUGGCUAAAACCAAGUCCUAUCGGCUUGAACCUGGACAAAUAUCUCGUGCCGUUCUCAAAGGGAAGCCAAGGAUGUUUGGGGCCAACUAUGGCUUAUGCUUGGCUCUACCUCGCCCUAGCUACAUUGCUGCGGAAAUUCGAAUUCUCUCUGUCCGAAACCACCGAAGAGAACAUUAGGACAGUCAGGGACUGUUUCAAUGGACAGACAAAACCUGGACAAAAUCGUAUCCGGGUGAAGGUGCUGAUGGAGUUUACAUAG
This is a messenger RNA of Aspergillus bombycis, 1590 nucleotides long. Its product is annotated as cytochrome P450. Gene Ontology annotation, molecular function: heme binding; monooxygenase activity; iron ion binding. NCBI's taxonomy places the organism in Eukaryota, Fungi, Ascomycota, Eurotiomycetes, Eurotiales, Aspergillaceae. The transcript has 4 exons. The coding region runs from base 1 to 1590 and encodes 529 amino acids. The record is from RefSeq and is a predicted model, not a curated record.